This is a messenger RNA of Hymenoscyphus albidus, 1228 nucleotides long. The record is from the annotation of a GenBank genome assembly. NCBI's taxonomy places the organism in Eukaryota, Fungi, Ascomycota, Leotiomycetes, Helotiales, Helotiaceae.
GAAGAACAGCGUUUCGUGCAUUUUCCUUGAUUUCUGGUUCAGAUACUUCCCAUCACCUGCAUCGCAGCGCUGCAGCGCAACUCAGUCAUCCUCAAUCUCCCGCCCUGGCCGCCCAAUGAAGUCAUCAGCCACUCCUGCAUUCACAGCCUUUCCGUCGCAUGCAACUGAGUCGCGGCCCCAUGAAGCUCGUGGGAUUCGCUGGCUAGACGGCUAGUGACAUCAUCCUGCACACCUGAUCCCUGCCAGUCGGCAACCAAAGUCUAAAAUGUUUGCAGCACCGCAUUGUUGUUUUCGAUGGGCGAGAUUCCUAUGACGCGCGAUGCGACCUACGUCGUUGGUUUGGGAGGUGAGGCCAUACUAGAGGACAUGAGAUAGAAAGAUUACCCGGGCGGUGAAUGCAUGGGAGCGGUAGGUAUAUAUCUCGAUCAAUUUCUUUGCUUCGACUUUUUUCCCCUUUCCCCUUGAUACCAUCCAUUCCACAUUCCUCGUCCAUCCACAACAACUUCGAUCUCAAAACAACAUCUUGAGAAUCUGCACAUCAACACAUCAACACAUCAACACAAAAACACUCAAUCUAUAACCAAAACACAUCACACCACCGCAACCAUGGGAGCCGUUGUAUCUUGCGUUCGUCUCCCGAUCUCAUCUCCGCGCACUCUCAAACUAACUGUCUGACAGAUCCGUUCGCUAUGCCAAACCAUCGGCGCCUGUAUCAUGACCGUCAUCAACGGUAUUGCCGGCGUCAUACAAGCCAUCAUCAGCGCAAUCGCAUCCUUCUUCGGUAAGUCCUCCCUCCACACAAUACAGCACGUAUCACGCAAACAAUACUAACCUCCCACCAGCAAUCAUCGUCUCCUGCCUUACCUGCCGGCGAUCCGGACGCCGUAGAGGCGGAGUCAGAACAAGUCAUGUCUAGUACCCUCUCUGUCCCUGCAUCGGACUCGACGCCUUUCAACAAUCAUGAGAAAUUCGCACUCAAACGGGCAGUCGGGACGAGCAGCAAGGGUUGGUGACAGAGAGGUGUACGGUGGAGAGGGCAUGGAGAUGAUGAGGGAAAGGGAGAUUUUCAGUUCUUAAAUACCCGGUUUUUGUAACCACUUUUCUGUAUGAGAAAGGACAUGGAUGGGGAGCAUGGUGCCUUUGUUUAGUUUUUCGAGGAGAUUUGGUUCGAUUGACUCUGAUUUCUCGAGAGGGGACGUUAAUAAUGAAAAGAUGAUUUACUUUGAUU